AUGGUCCAGCCUCAGCCAAAGGCUGGCACCUUGGACGCAGAUGACUAUCUCCUCCCAUUCACAACACUGAGGAACACUGUCCUGCGGCCAGCGGCGGGCCAGGUCCUGUCGCGGUCCAAGGUCCGGCUCCUGCUCAAGUACAACGUGGAGCGUUUGACAAAGCCUUGGGAGCCAUUCAAGACGGGUUCCAGCGCUGGCAAGGCUGCUUCCCUCGACAAGGACACCACCGCGCUGCCUGGCACCGAUGCCAAGUUUGAUGUUGACGACGUGAGCCGUUCGAUCGCCAAGAAGCUCGCGACCGAGACGGGCCUGAGCGAGCUGGACGCGUUCGUCAUGUGGAAGUCGUACGCUUCGCACUCGAUUGAGGACCCCGAGCCGGCCGAGGGCCAGAGCGUCGAGGACGCGCUCCUCGAACGCUUGCUGCUGUGGUACGAGGAGGAGCUUCUUGCAGUCCCCCAGAUCGUGAUGGCGCUCUUCGUCCCGGCGUCGCAACCCACAGGGUGGGAAGACGUCGCCGCCGAGCUGCGUCCCGAGAUUCUUGGUGACCAGGCAACCUUCAUCGAGAACCUGUUCCGCGCCUUCAGUGGUCUCGCCCAGAAGAACGUCUCUUCGUCCAACGCCGCUCGCGCGCUCUACUGGUCUACUCUCCAGCUUCGCCAGCAGGAAACCCUUCUCGAUCUCCUCUUCCUUAUUCUCUACCAGUUCACUACUCGCCCUGCUGCCGUUUCGGAGGGACUGGUCAAGGGUGCGGUCUUGUCCACGUUUGGAACCGCUCAGGCCAACCGCGAGAUCUGGGAGAACGACAACGAGUGCCAGCGCGUGCAGUCGCGUAUUCGUGAUCUCGUCCUCGUAAUUGCAGUGGAGGCGCUGUGUCUUGCCCAGAUUGUGUCGCCCGAGGGUGACCAAGGCGACAAGUUUGGCGCUACCCUCCUCCACUCGCGCGACAGGAUACACGCCGUGCAUCAGUUUAUCAUGGAGCAAAGCGAGGACCUCGACGGACCUGAGGCCCACGACAUGGUUUUCCCCGCCUGGCCUAUGCCCAUUCUCUGCCUCGCGUGGGCCAUUGCACUUCGCUCGCUCCCUGCCAACCUUCAGCCUCCGUCCGGCGACUCGUUCACUCUCGACACUACCAACAUGGACGCCGAUGAGCCCGUCGUCUAUCUCGGUGCUGCUAGCCGUGCGCUCCGUCUUUCUUCUGGGCUCUUCCCUUGGCUUGAGGUUGUCCUCGAGGGCCCAUUGUUUGAGGCGUCCAAGGAUGCCCUGUCUGGUGACCUCGCCGUCGACAUGGCAGCGUUGAGAAGGAGCCCCCUGAAGGACCUCCUCAUCGGCCUGUCCGAGCUCAUCUUCAUUGACAAUGUGGUCGACCGCACAGGUCUGUACCGCUCCUGGGAAUUGCUAUUUGGUGGCGGAGCUUCCGAAGCAUCGCAGUCGCUGUCCAACAACUACUGGAGGGUCGACUUCGUCUACGAUGAUCGCCGUGCAAUCCUCGACUACAGCCACUUCCCCCGCGAGCCGACCUCCUUACCCCGUAUCCUCUCAGCGCUGACCGGCGUGAGCUCAGACGACGAGCUCGACAUGUCUCUGGUCGACAAUGCUGUCCCCGACGUGUUCGACUACUUUACCGACCUGCCAUUCGUGACAUUUGUCGCUCCUCCAGGGUCAUUCAUGGCGGCCGGCCGUGAUGAGCACGGAAAGCCCACUGUCGAGGCUGCUGUCGACUUUGAGCUUCCCGGCGGUGUUGUCAUUCCCAGGAGAACGCGUGGUACGGUCUUGUCCGACGAGGACGACGACCUGACCAUUGUGUCGUGGCGGUUCCGUCAGCCCGCAUGGCCCCUCCUCAUUGAAAUUCUGCGCGGUGCCGCGGGCUUCACUCCGGGCAAGUCGACCAACCAGGGUGUUCGCCGUCUCAGCCUGGUCGACCUCGGUGUCCAGGGUGACCUUGCCCAGAUUCUCUCGGCUGGUCUCAAGCUUAUCCGCUGUGUGCUCCGUUCGCCUGACGUUGCCACUCGCUUGGUGACUGAGAUUCCAUCCCCUGGAGACCGCUUCCCCGGUCACUCGCUUCUCGAGUUGGCGCUCUCCGUUGCCAGCGACCGUGCCGACCCUGUAGCUGCCAAGCACGCAAUCGAUAUUCUCCAGUCUCUUCUCCUCACUGGAACCCCCGAGAUCUGGACCGCAUUCCGCGCGUCUGGCGUAUUCGACUCUCACUCGCGCCGCCAGGGUUCUGUCGCCUCCCUUAUCCAGAGCGACGCACGCAGUGGCGAGCACGGCCUGACUGUGGCUCUCCUCCGUCUCGUCCGCUCGAUCGCAUCCGCCAACGCGGGUGACGCUCACGUGGUCCGUACUGCCAUGAAGCUCAUCUUCACCGAAGUCUGGUCCCAGUUCUCUGGCUGGCGUUAUCGUGAUGUGUCAAAGCGCUACGAGAUUGGCGGACUGUUGCUCAACAUCUUUGACAUUGUGCUCCGCCACCCUCUCGGCGAGGAUGCAAAGUCGCCGUCGCCUGCGGCUGCCUACCUCAUCGAGGUCUUCAUCACGGGCGCUUCGCCCCUCACAUACAAGCCCAUCGUCGAUGUGUUCACGCAGGCGCUCCCGCUCGCUGGCAAGCUCAUUGGUUCGCGCCGCUGGACCGACGCCGAGAUUGUUGUCAACACGUUUGACCAGUCUGCCUCGUACCUUGCCACCCUCGUCCGCAUUGCCCCGUCCCUCAAGGUGGCCACCACUGCCUUGCCGUACAGCGUCUUUGGCUCCACCAUUGUGCUCAACAACGGCGACAAGGUGCAACUUGUCGACACCCUCUUUGACCGUGUGUUUGAGCCCACUCUUCGUGCCGCUUCACUCCGUCUUGUCAUUCGACUCAUCAAGGUGUACCUCGAGACAUCGGCACUGGACGCGGCUCGUCCCUCGCUCGCAGGAAUGUUGCGCAAGGCCGAUGAGACGUGUCUCAACCUCGCCAACCUUGCUCUCAACGCCGGCUACAAUGACAUCAAGCCUGACGCCUGGGCCCUCCUCAACAUCAUCGUCACGACCCAGCCGGGAUGUGCUGCCUUCUGUGUCGGCGUGCCCAAGGACGGCAAGGUCACAGGGGGUCUCCAGAUGGCCACGGAGGAAGUGGCUCAGUGGAAGACGCUCAUUUGCGAAGAGCCUCGUGCCCUUGCUGCAGUGCUUGGCUACUGCCAGGCUGUCCUCAACAGCCCCAGUGCCUCGCGUGGUGUUGCUGCUCUUCGCAGCGAUAACGACUUUUGGACUGCAGUGUACGACAUUUCCGCCAAGAAUGUGCCCCUCCCCUCUAGCCUUUCGGAGAACAUUGCAACCGACGUGCAGGACUACUCGUACACUGUCCAGGCCAAGGCCAAUGGUACUGCCCUCCUCGCUGCCGAGCUUGCGCACGUGAUCGAGGCGGAUGGACCCGAGACCAAGGCGCAGAGUCUAGCACUGUCGCUCUUCCGCAAUGGCAGCACUCUGCAGGACGUCGCGGUCGGAGCUGCCCACUCCUCGUGUGAUCCCGAGUUGCAUGCCGCCGAGGACGAGACGCUCAAGUCCAAUGGCGUCCAGAUGGCUUGCAUGCGAACCAUCUGCCUCCCCAAUGAGCGCGACUAUGGUGUCCAGUACUUGUAUGACGGCGUUCCCAUCAUCUUCAACGACCCCGAGCGCCAGGCUGCUGUCACUCGCUCGAUCGCCAUCCUCAACCUGAACUGGUCGCAACUCGAUGCCGACAUUACCCUCACCAAGGCUUGGCGCCUAUUCGCCGAGGUGGCCUCGACCUGGACUGUCGGUGAUGGCAUGGCUACCAAGUCUGCCCUCCGUGCGGCCGGUGCGGUGGCCUCGCUCCUGGCCACUGAGGAUCGCGGUGGUGACGUCAUGCUUGCCAUCCAGACCGAGCGCCUGGGCAUCCUUGCUACGCUGCUCGAGACUGCCCUCGACCCCGAGAUUGAGGUCGCCGAUACGGAGGCGAUCAAGGAGCUCGCCAACAACAUGCGCAAGAUUGUGGAGAGCACACUCUUCUCGCCCAUCCUCUCCCUUCGCCACCUCGAGUUGCCUCCUAUCCACCGCCCUGUACUCCGCAUGCUCCUCCUUCUGUCGCAGGCCAAGACCGGCAAGGCCGAGGACGACGUGCGCGAGAUGCUCUUUGAGAGUGCUGCCAGCUUUGCCCUCGAGGCGGCUGACAUUGUCCUCGACGCGAUUCAGCACGGUACAUCGGCUUCAGCCGAGGAGGACCUGGCGCUCGUUGUGGCGCUGCUCUGUGAGAUGAGCCGUGUCUCGACCUCGACGUCUGUCUGGCUUGACAAGCUCCAGCAGGUCAACCUCAUCCCUCGUUCGCUCGAGGUCAUUGUUCGCACGCGUCCGGUCAACAACACCCUCCCGGCCCAUUUCCACACGAUCCUCCUCCUCCAUCUGGCCAUCGCGAGCAACAGCUACUCGGCCGAGAAGCUUGCGGUGUCGGGUGUGCUCCCGGCUUACUCGAACAAUGUCGUCGCAGUCGCCGCAGAGGGUGCACGUAUCGACGCCAGCGACAACGAUGACUCGCUUCACCGUGCGUGGUGCGGAAUGCUGCUCGUUGUCAAGGCACUGCUUGCGACGCUGCCAAACACUGCGUCGUUUGCACGCUCAGAUGUCGUCCCCUUUGUGCGCGUUGUCACGCCGCAGCUUCUGCACGCGCUUGCAUGGAACGGCGAAACCCCCAUCUCGUGCCCAGCACUGGACGAGUGCGAGCUUGUCGUCGACGUCUUCUAUGGCCUGGCCACUGCGAUUGCAGGCGUUCCCGGCGGCGUGCCUGGCCUGUUUGAGGAUUUUGCUCUUCCUGCACUGUCACUGCUCGCCGCUACUCGCUACACGCUCUCCCACCCUCACCGCUUCUGUGGGCUCAUCGUUCCCGCCACCGAGGAGGAGCAGACGGCACUGGAAAAGGAGCUCGAGACUGUCGAAGCACAAAAGGAGGACGUCAACCUGGUCGACGCUGUCAAGUUGCCAACGAUUGCGAAACGCACAGAGACGUUGAUUAGCAUCACGCGCACAACGCUGGCCACGCUUGUGUCGUUCACGCACGCGUGGGAGCUGCUCAGCAGUGACCUCGAGCCGCAGCCCGAGUACCUGCUGCCAUACAACGAUGAACACACCCUCACAGCAUCCACCGAUCCCGUGGGCGUCGUCAACGACCUGUACCUCCUCCUCAGCGCCAUGAGCGUCAAGUUGACCGCCGACAAGCGCGGUGCCGUCUCGCAAGCGAUCGAGGCCACCGCUCUCCUGUCCCUCACCCAGCUGCUGGCCCGGCGCGAGUUGAACCCUCAUGCCGACACGCCGGCCGACGGCGACGCCAUGGACGUGGACGCUGGCUCCAAGCGCCGCGCCUCUGUGUCCCUCGGCACACCCGCCAACCGCGCCGCGUCCGUGGGCCGUGAGCUCGAGGCUGACCUGCGCGGCAUGCUGUCCGAUAGCUCGUGGAGCCAGCUGCUCGAGGUCCUCCGCGGUGUGGCCGUGAGCAACUUUGCCGAGUAG
Apiotrichum porosum is the source of this 5490-nucleotide messenger RNA. RefSeq lists its product as uncharacterized. The record is from RefSeq and is a predicted model, not a curated record. Gene Ontology annotation, molecular function: structural constituent of nuclear pore. Gene Ontology annotation, cellular component: nuclear pore inner ring. The transcript is spliced from 4 exons. Gene Ontology annotation, biological process: protein import into nucleus; RNA export from nucleus. NCBI's taxonomy places the organism in Eukaryota, Fungi, Basidiomycota, Tremellomycetes, Trichosporonales, Trichosporonaceae. Bases 1 to 5490 code for a protein of 1829 amino acids.